AUGAAGACUCGAAAAUCACUGUCCCAGUCCAACAAGAAGCGUCCACGUCCAGAAUGGAACAACAAUGCAUCUAUGACUCCCGUCAUUGAAGAAUUGGAUGGCACCAGUAAAAAGGCAGCAAUAGAUAAUGCAACAAAAGAGGAAGAAAUGGAUGAUCAAGAUGUUGUCAUUUCUCCUCAUACUCUGAGACUAUUGAAACUCGUUCAGGAAGGAUCGAGCGAACAUGCCAGAGUGGCAGCGUCCCACCUGCAAGUGGUAACGGCUUUGGCUUGCCCGCUAGUCUUGUGGGAAAUUUUGGGCCGAUUGCAAUUCUUUUUGCUGUCGCCCGAUUGGCGGACUCGUCACAAUGCAAGUUUGGCCAUGGAAGGAGUGGCCCAACACUUGCCAAUUAAGGAUCAACAACGAUUUUUGCAGGAUUGUUUGAGUGACACCAUGGACCAGAACAAUGAUUCCACCAAAUCAAACGACAAUGCCGACAAGAACAACUUCAAGAAGAAUAGCGACAAUCUCUGGCUGAGUCUAUCCGACUUGAAACAGGGAAAAAUGCAAACCAUUCUAGAGCAAGGAAGACAUCUAAUGUCCACUUCUGAAAAACUGUAUGAAGAAGAAGAAAACGACGAAGAAUUGCAAGAAUUGGAUGCCAAUCAAGAACUCUAUCAAGAUUAUUGUGAGCGCCGAAUUCAAUUGCAACGACGACUGUUGGCGUCUAGACUGGGCCUUGGAAGGAUGGUGGAUCAAGUGGGUACCACCAAGGAUUUGGACAUUGUUAUGCGUGACCUCAUUCCAUCGGCAGAACCAAAGUCAGACGACAAAAUCAAACUACGUAGAGUCGCCUCAUCCAAAAAGAAGAAAACAACUGAUCCAUCCAUUCGUGCCAUUCUGGUCAUGGAGAUUCGACAACAGCAAACAGAUCAAGAUGAGAAGGUUUCUCAUAAGAACGCACAAACACUAUUGGCAACCGAGUUGAUAUAUCGCAUGUUUGAUUCGUCCUGGUACAUUCGACAUGGAGCCUUGAUUGGAAUAUUGGCACUGGUGCGCGCAUGGAAGAGAAGACAGCUCCAUAAUCAAGACAAGAACACUUCCAAUGAUUGCUUUGGUAGUUGGCCACAGGACAUUUUGUCAAGGUGUUUGUGCAUCUUGGCAUUGGAUCGGUUUGAAGAUUUCUCUGGAGCUACCAAUUCCGAACUCUCGGGUGGGACGGUAGCGGCUGUAAGGGAAAUGGCAGGACAAGUGGGAUCGGUCAUGCUUUCCAUGGCGCCAUUAAAGAUUCAAUCCGAAACACUCGCGAUUACUUUGAAAUUGGUCAAGGCUGAGGAUUGGGAAGUUCGACAUGGGGCUCUACUGCUUCUCAAGUAUGCUAUUGUCUUGCGUUCUAAGGCAUUGCACUUGGAUCAGUGGUGGUCCAAAGAAUUGUUACCAAAGUCAAUGCUAGUUGCGACUGCCAGCCUGGAAGAUAGCUGCGACGAUGUUCAAGCGGUUGCUGCAAUGAUAAUCAGCCACUUGCUUGGACUCGACAAGCAAACAACAAGACAGACCGACAUUGACAUCCAGCCGAUUGUCCGCCCACUGUGGAACACAAUUCAAAAUGUUCGACUAAUAUCCCCUUGCAUCAAAGAUAUGGUUGUUUUGCUAUCGACCAUUCUAGAACAAAAUUGUGCAGUCGUUUUGGAAGAGAUAUCCAACGGUUUGGGGGAAACCUUAUGGGACAGUUUUCAAAGAAUUUUGGAGCGAUUGAGUGCGCUGCUGACUUGCGAGUCCCUGUCUGUGAAAGUUUGUGUCAUGCAAUCCACUGGAAUAAUUGUUGGCCAAAUUGUCGACGCUGCCGAAAACGCUUCAAAUUCAGCAACGAUUGAGUAUUCCAGAAACUCGAUGAAUGCUUGCUACUGUCGCAUGAUUGAGCAAGUCUUUGACCUUUAUCGCCGUAUGACUCUGAUUCAUGACCCAGACAGUUUUGCUGAAAACAAGAAGCUUGAGGUUGCUUGCAGUAAUCUCUGGUCAUUGCUAGUGGAUGCAUCAGCCGUGAUUUUGAGGGAAGCUUCAGAUCAUCGUCGGCAGAUGCAAAAGUAUCUCGUUCUGCAAUAUUUUGGACUGCAGGAUAGGGACAAGGCUCGGUCUGGGAAGGACAUGGCUUGCUACAAUGCAUUUCGGGGACGACGAUUGCAAAUGCAGGUGAAACUGUCACAUGUAAUUGCGGGAUUCUAUCAUAGCACCUCGUCCAUGGCACAACAAAACAGCAAGUCGCAAAACUUGGAUGUGCUAGAAUUCUGUCUCCUUGCAGCUUUGGCAUCGCCAAAGAUUACGGAAUUUGAAUCGGCGUGCUUUUUGUAUCAUGCUUUAUUCUCUCGGAGAGACGUAAACAGUCCUGCUAUGGAAUCGACAAAGAUGAAGUGUGGAGAACUAUUAAAAGGUCACCUAGCUACCACUCCCCUCUGUAUGACGGUCUCGAGAGCAAGAACUCUGCAACACAACCCGCAGCAUGUGAAUGUUUUGCAUAGCGCAUUCGUCAGUGGUAUCGAACUGGUGGAAAAGCAGCAAAGUAGUAGUGAUGCCGCCGUGGGCGCAGUUUCAAGGAUUUGGAAGAAUACAUUGGAAGCGCAAUCAUUGGAAUCCAAGGAGGAAGAAUGCACAACUGCAGAUUCCAUGCGACUUGCAGUGUCUACUACCGGUGCCGUUGUCGCAGGUGGUAUCAAGUACCUCCCUCAAAAGCUAUCGCCAUUGAUUCGAUCGCUAAUGACAAGUAUUCAGAACGAAAGCAAUGAAUCGUGUCAAGAUGCGACAUGCUCCUACAUGGUAGCAACCCUACGACUCCUGUCCAUUGAUGUUCCCACUGAACGACAAGAAGCUUUCGGCAGAACCUCCGAGAAAAUUGUGGUGAACUUGUGUAAUUUGGUGACAAAGCAAAAAAAGCCAGGUUGUGACGCUGCUUCCAAAGUUAUCGGUCUCCUCAUCGAAAGCGUACCAAAAGAUGAUGCUCUUUUCUUACUCAAGCCAAUGUGGAAAACAUUGCUGCAUUUUCGCAAUUCUUCGAUCGACAAUCCACAAGAAAACCGAAGAUCUCUAGCAUUGCUCCAGGCUAUUUGCACUGGUUUGAAGGGAAGAGACGACAUGACUGUGUACAUCAUUCAAGAGUACAGUAACGCCCUCUCAUUGCUGGGAUGUGCAGAAGGCGACUUCGGCGUACAUGCAACAGCUUCUGAGCUGAUCAAGGUGUUGUGCAAACUGAACGCGACGUUGACCUUAAAAUUUGCACUUCCUCAUAUUGUAACUGUUAUGAAGAACCCAGCAAAUAAUAAAGGGCGCAUUCGGGCUUGUGAACUCUUGGGUGACUUAGUCAACGUCUGUUCGGUGGAAAUCUGUCCAUUUGUGCGCUCCCUGCUCCCAAUUGUCAUGGCAAGAAUGACAGAUUCGGAGGAAGCUUGCGCACGGAUUGCAGCUAGCAUUUUUGCGUUGCUGGUUCGGGUCGCUCCUGUUGUAGAUGAAAAUACGUCUCUUUCCAUUCGGGGACACGAAAUCGACCCAACCGCGCAGCAAACAAUAAAUCACCUGAUACACGGGCAGGCUUUGCCUCCUUGCAAACUUCAUCCAAAGAUUGCGGUGUCACUGAAGCAAACCAAAACAAUCUUGCGAAACUAUCAGCUUGAAGGGAUAUCAUGGCUUCGAUUUUUGCAGAAGGUGAAUCUCAAUGGGGCAUUGUGUGAUUCCAUGGGCCUCGGCAAGACGUUGCAAGCACUUGUUAGUGUGGCUCUCUCGCAUCUCGAUGCGGAAUCGGGCGAGCGACCAAAGUCGUUGAUUGUGUGUCCUUCGAGUGUUGUCGGCCAUUGGGUUGGUGAAAUCGGCCGCUUUUUUCCAGCCCAAGAUUGGUUCAAACCUCUAGCUCUACAUGGAAUCGAAGGCAAACGGAAGGCCCUAUUUCGUGAAGAGUUUAGCGCUUGCGAUAUCAUCAUAACAAGCUAUUCUGUUCUACGACGAGGCAUUGAAAUGCUGGAGAUGACGAGAUGGAAUCAUUGUGUCCUAGACGAAGGACAUCUGUUGAAGAAUCCAAAGACAUUGACAUCACGGGCAUCGCGGCGAUUGAAGUCGGACCAUAAGCUCAUCCUCACCGGCACACCUGUUCAAAACAAAGUGUUUGAGGUUUGGUCGACGUUUGACUUUCUCAUGCCCAACUUUUUGGGCACUUCGUCCUCCUUUUCCAAAGAGUUUGCAAAACCCAUUACCAAGGGUCAAGGCAUUGGAGCUUCCGCAACAGAUGUCGCAACUAGUAUGGAUACGCUGAAACUUUUGCACCAGCAAGUUCUUCCAUUUAUUCUUCGCCGAGAAAAGGACCAAGUACUCCAAGAGUUGCCCCCAAAAACCAUCACAACCAUCAAGUGCGAAAUGUCGCCAACUCAGAGUCGAAUGUACGAGAAUUUCUGCUCUGGUGCUUCUGCCAAGAAAUCAAUGGAAGAGUUGCAGCGUGCAAUCGAUUCGAUGAAAAAGUCCAAUGACCCUCUCAGCGCUUCGAAUCUUGGAUCAGAUGUGUUGAAAUCAUUCCUUUAUCUUCGACUGCUUUGUACAUAUCCUUCCCUCGUAGAUUCUGACUCUGUUCAGUGGAUGGCAACCAAACAGGACCGACCAGAACUAUCGGGAAAACUGCAAGCACUGAGUGACCUGUUGCGAGAUGCUGGAAUACAGAGCCAGAUGGACAAGCUGACUGCUGCAGACAACGAUACCUCUCUACUCUACUGCGACGAGGAAGGCAGUGAUGACCUGGAAGAUCUUGACGUCGAGAGCAUGCUUGAACCCGAGGCUUUGGACUCGAGACAGGUGAAUUUGACGACAUCAGGCAAAAGAUCAAAGUGCCUCAUCUUUGCGCAGUUCACAAGAAGCUUGGAUGUAGUCGAAAAGCUUCUAUUGAAACGGAAUAUGGGGUCUGAUGUGGGAUAUGUACGCCUAGACGGCCGCGUUCCACAAGAGAAGAGGUCAACCAUCGUUGAUCACUUUAAUCAGGAUGAUGAAAUUCGGAUAAUGCUACUCACCACCCGCAUUGGUGGGCUUGGACUGAACUUGACAGGAGCUGACACUGUUAUUUUUCUUGAGCAUGACUGGAAUCCACAUGCCGACCUCCAAGCAAUGGAUAGAGCACAUCGAAUCGGCCAAAAGAAGCACGUGAAUGUAUAUAGCCUCGUGACUGCAGACUCGAUAGAAGAGAAUAUUAUGAAGCUUCAUCAAGUCAAGCUUGCUAUGAGUGCAGCCAUUGUCAAUACAGAUAACUCAACACUCUUCAGCAUGGGCACUGAUCGACUUUUGGAUAUCUUCCGAUUCCGAAGUGAAGCUGGAAGCAAAGAAAACUCGGAGGAUCUUUCGAAAACAUUGAAUGCUUUGGUCGAUCGCUAUGAAGAAGAGUACAAAGACCUUUCAGAGAGGGACUUUGUGACUGGGUUCAUCUCAUAA
This is a messenger RNA of Cylindrotheca closterium, 5430 nucleotides long. The record is from the annotation of a GenBank genome assembly. NCBI's taxonomy places the organism in Eukaryota, Bacillariophyta, Bacillariophyceae, Bacillariales, Bacillariaceae.